Tachyglossus aculeatus (Australian echidna) is the source of this 1912-nucleotide messenger RNA. RefSeq names its product ASPSCR1 tether for SLC2A4, UBX domain containing (gene ASPSCR1). The transcript is spliced from 16 exons. Gene Ontology annotation, molecular function: protein binding. The record is from RefSeq and is a predicted model, not a curated record. Lineage: Eukaryota; Metazoa; Chordata; Mammalia; Monotremata; Tachyglossidae. The coding region runs from base 1 to 1575 and encodes 524 amino acids.
AUGGCGGGCCGGGGCGGGAGCGGGGGCCCUGCUGUGUCAGUCCUGGCCCCGAACGGGAGGCGCCACACGGUGAAGGUGACGCCGGGGACGGUGUUACUGCAGGUUCUCGAAGACGCGUGUCAGCAACAGGACUUCGAUCCCGCCGAGUUCGGCCUGAAGUUUCAGAGGAGCGUGCUCGACCUCUCGCUGCAGUGGAGAUUUGCCAACCUCCCCAACAAUGCCAAGCUGGAGAUGGUGCCGAUCCCCGGGAGUCGGGAAGGACCGGAAAACCCGGUGCGGAUCGCCCUGCAGCUGGACGACGGCACCAGGCUGCAAGACGCUUUCCCUUCCGGCCGGACCCUGUGGGAGCUUCUCCGACAUUUUGCACCAACCAGAGAGUGUGUGGAGCAGCUGGGUGAAUCCACUCCUGUCUGUGUUUACAUGAGGACCGAGAUGUCGGGAACGGCAGCCUUGCAGAAGACGACGCUGAAAUCCCUGGGUUUGACCGCAGGCAACGCGAUCAUCAGGUUUACGCUGAAGAAAGGGGAGUCGCCGGAGGCGAGGGAACCCGUGGCUCCCGGGACGGAGGCCCCGGGCCCGAGCGGGCCCGACCCCCGGGCAGCCGACGGCGCCGCGCCUUCCCAGAGCUCAGCGGGGCCGGACCGCCAGCCGGACGGACGGGCAUCGGACGGCGAGCCCGCGCCCACCCCCUCCAGCCCUUUCGGCGGCCGGGGUUGGCGCCUCGGAGGCCCGCCCGGUGCCGCGGACCCGCUGGAGGCCUCCGCGGCCAAGCAGCCUCCAAACCGAUCCAGCCCCGGAGGCCCCUCCAAGCCCAAGAAGUCCAGGCCCGGGCAAGAAGAGCCACCCGAGGCGGCACAGGCUGUGGAGCGGGAGGCGGUCGUGUGCCACCCGGAUCGGGAGCGGCUGCCGCGGGCCCGCCCAGCCGAGCUGCCCGACCAGUUCUUCGAGGUCACCGUGGAUGACGUCAGGAAGCGCCUGGCUCAGCUGAAGAGCGAGAGGAAGCGCCUGGAGGAAGCCCCCUUGGUGACCAAGUCUUUCCGAGAAGCCCAGGAGAAGAAGAAGCUGGAACGCUACCCCAAGGUGGUGCUGAGAGUCCAGUUUCCCGACCGCUACGUCCUGCAGGGCUUCUUCCGCCCAAACGAAACGGUGGGAGACCUGCGGGACUUUGUGAAGCAGCACCUGGGUAACCCGGACCUGCCUUUCUACCUAUUCGUCGCCCCUCCGAAGACCGUCCUGAACGACGAUGCCGAGACCCUCUUCCAGGCCAAGCUUUUCCCUGCUGCCCUUGUACAUUUUGGGACCCAACAGCCAACAGAUUUCUACCUGGAGGCCCAGCUGCUGGAGGCGACGGUGGCCCCGUCGGCCGCGGACCUGUUGGCAGCGAGGUCUACGUCCCGGGCCCCGACCCCGUCCGAGCCCGAGGAGGUCCCGGCCGAGCCCGAGGAGGCGGGCGAGGAGGCGUCCGGGGGGCCGCCCGAACCCCCCGAGCCGGCCCCGGAGGCCGCCCGGCCCUUGAGGAGGAGCCCGGGCAAAGUGCCCAAGUGGCUGAAGCUGCCGGCAGCCGGGAAGAGGUGAGAGCCGGGAGGGAGAGGGAUCGCCCACUCCCGCCACCGGGCCCGGAGCUGGGAAUCAAGACUCGGCGUGCUCUCCCCGACCGGCCACCCUCGACCACUUCGAGUCUCUCUCUACCGUUCACGCCCCGCGGCCCCCCUCGGGUAGGCGGAGCACAAGGUGGGACCCCCCACGUCCCCCUGACCCCAUACUCCGGGGUCCCGGGAGGGUCUUGCCCCUCACCGCCACCAGUCCGUUGGCUUAAGAAGAGCGCGGGGAUCUUUCUUUCCAUUACCGUUAAUUAGCUUCGUUCAUUAUCCCUCCCCUAAUGAGAACAAAACUCCAAAGAAAACAGCUUUUC